AUGCUUCAGCUGUUGCAGGCCUCUGAUCUCGCAAUUGCGAGCCAAACAGGAAUGGCAAUUGCGAGGUCUUCAUCGCAAUUGCGAAUAAGGCCUUGGGCAGCAGGGUUCGCAAAUGCGAACCAACCUUCGCAAAUGCGAAGUAGUCAGAGAAGGGGGAAUCAUCGCAAUUGCGACAGUAUCAGAAAUGCGGCAGAGCAUCCAGAUUAUAGUGCACCACCAGCUCCCAUCAGAGCACCUCCUUUUCAGGGUUAUUAUCGCGUCAGCCAGCCCGUCAGGUACAUAGAUUAUCGGCAGUUGAACAAAGUCACCAUCAAGAACAAGUAUCCAUUGCCAAGGAUUGAUGAUUUAUUUGAUCAGCUUCAGGGUGCCAAGGUGUUCUCGAAGAUUGAUUUGACAUCUGGCUAUCAUCAGUUGAGGAUUAGGGCUUCUGAUGUCCCUAAGAUAGCUUUUCGCACUCGGUACGGGCAUUAUGAGUUUCUAGUGAUGUCAUUUGGGUUGACAAAUGCCCCAGCAACAUUUAUGGAUUUGAUGAACCGGGUGUUCAAUCCCUAUCUGGAUUCCUUCGUGAUUGUUUUCAUUGAUGAGAUUUUGAUCUACUCCCGCAGCCGAGAGGAGCAUGAACAGCAUCUCCGGAUCGUUCUUCAGACUUUGAGAGACAGUCAGUUAUAUGCUAAGUUUUUGAAAUGCGCGUCGCAAUUGCGAGCCAGACAGGAAUGGCAAUUGCAAGGUCUUCAUCGCAAUUGCGAAGAAGUCCUGGGCCAGCAGGGUUCGCAAAUGCGAACCAACCUUCGCAAAUACGAAGUAGUCAGGGAGAGGGAAUCAUCGCAAUUGCGACCAAAAGUUCGCAACUGCGACAGUAGCAGAAAUGCGGCAGAUUUCGAAGCUAGUGGUUGA
Nicotiana attenuata is the source of this 894-nucleotide messenger RNA. RefSeq lists its product as uncharacterized. Bases 1 to 894 code for a protein of 297 amino acids. The transcript has 5 exons. NCBI's taxonomy places the organism in Eukaryota, Viridiplantae, Streptophyta, Magnoliopsida, Solanales, Solanaceae. The record is from RefSeq and is a predicted model, not a curated record.